CGACACAAGCUCUGCGGCGGCAGCAGCGCAGACGGCAACGGUCAGGUUAGAAGUUUUGAACUCCUGCAGUGCCUGCCACUUGGAGAGGCGAGAUCAGCUUGGGGCCAGCCAAAUUUGUUGCAUUUUGUGUUUCUUGACGCCGACCAAAGUCCCCGCCCCUUCCAAGUGCCAACCAACGACCGCUGUCGCUCCAAGUUCGUUGCUUUCUUGCGUGCUGGACCUAGGAUUAGCCAGACCUUCUCAACCCACCUUCUAGGUUUUGCUCGAGGAAGCGCCUGCUCUAAUUCUGUGUUGUCCCGUUCAAAAUUUUCCUCUCUAGAGAAGCAUAUCUUGAUUUCUGAUCUGGUAGCUGUCCAGAAUUUUAGGCUUUUUUGCAGAAUAUUGUCAAUAAGUUCGGCCCCCCUGUCUUCACUACAGAGUUCUUUGCAAUCUCUGCUUGUUCAGAACAGAAUUGACUACUUGUACUUGUACAUGGAUAUUCGGUUGUGCUAG
Molecule: messenger RNA, 492 nt
Organism: Linum tenue
Lineage: Eukaryota; Viridiplantae; Streptophyta; Magnoliopsida; Malpighiales; Linaceae
Source: the annotation of a GenBank genome assembly